This is a messenger RNA of Arctia plantaginis, 2634 nucleotides long. NCBI's taxonomy places the organism in Eukaryota, Metazoa, Arthropoda, Insecta, Lepidoptera, Erebidae. The record is from the annotation of a GenBank genome assembly.
AUGUUGUGUGGGACGAGUGUUUUCGCGGCAGUCGCGUUGUGGACUUUGACGUUAGGCGAGCCACAGUGUGAAAAAGCGCCGCCGCACGCGCAGCCCAUUGACUCGCACUAUCGACUUGGCCUCGCUGGUGAACCCGAGUUCUUUCUGUCCGGAGAACUUUAUACAGUAACACUUCAAGGAGUAGAUAGCGGGCAGGGCCCUACGCCAUUCAUAGGCUUCACGAUAUGGGUUGAGGUUUACAGCGACACUGCCAAGGGAGAAAAUAUAAACAACCAACCCAUCGAGGCUGAAAAUACAUCUCUUGGUUCAUUUCAAGCAUAUGACGCACAGGCUAAAAUCCAUGAGCAAUGUUCACCUGCCGUGGAUAAUGCUACUUCUCAUCCUAAAACUGAAGUUCAGGUUAUAUGGGGUGCACCAGUUGAUACUAAAGACCUUUGCAUUCGUAUAUGUGCGAAGGCUGGCCCAGUUCCUCUCGCUGGUGGUGGAACUAGCGGAGGCUGGUCCGUGUUAGUACGCGAGCUUUGUGCGGCGCCGGCCGCAUCUUCCAAGUUUGCAAAAUUGUCACCUAUUGUGGAACCUUGUUGUGCAUGUGACGAAGCCAAGUACGAAGUGACAUUUGAGAGCCUAUGGUCACGAAAUACGCACCCACGGGAAUUUCCGCCAGAAAGCGCGCGCGCACAUUUUGGUGAUGUUAUUGGUGCAUCGCACACUGCGCAGUUUCGCGUGUGGCAAGAAGGACGCGUCGCUAGUACUGGUCUGAGGCGUCUUGUCGAUGAUGGGUCUACUACUGCUCUAGAGAAAGAACUCAAGUCUGAGAGUGAUCACAUCAGAACAAUCAUCAAAACUCGAGGUAUAUCCUGGCAGCAAAUCGGUGGAGUUGGUACACCUAACACUUUUGCUGUAUUCCGGGUUGACGCGAAACAUCAUCUGAUUUCUUUAGCGUCCAAAUUAGCACCAUCCCCUGAUUGGUUCGUUGGAGUUUCAGCCUUGGAACUAUGUAAUGUUAAUUGUACUUGGAGCUCAUCUGCAACAGUUCCACUGUAUCCAUAUGAUGCUGGAACGGAUAAUGGUAUCAGUUACAUGUCCCGUCGUACUCCAACAUUGCCUUCGGCUCCGGUUCGCGCUCUGCGGCCAGACUGGCCUCGAGACGUUCGCUCCCCGUUCUACAGCUCUGCAGGUGAAAUGCGACCUUUUGCACGAUUGAGGUUGACUCGUCUGCGGCUGUACGAGAAGAGUUGUGAUGCCGCUGGUAAUACAUCAGAAGGUGAAGGCGCAGACGGAGUGCCUAAAUUUCAUGGAGGAGCUACUCAUGCAGGAGGCGGUGGCGCUUGCAUCACUGAGUCGUGGGGUCCUUGGGGACCUUGCAGUGUAUCGUGUGGACCUGGACGCGCAACUCGGCAAAGGCAUUACGUGUGGCCCGCCAGAGCUUACGCGGAGGCAUGCAGGGUAGCGCUCACCGAUUACAAAAGGUGUCAUGGCCCGAGGAUGCAUUGUAGAGCUCCAUCAGAAUACGAACCAGAUCCAGCGGAAUCGUCUGGUCCGUGUGCAGUGUCCGCAUGGUCUCAAUGGUCGCCAUGUGAAGGCUGCGGAGUGCGCUCAAGAACACGACACUACGUAGCAGAUAAGGCUUACAAACGAUGCCAUGUUGGAUACCGUGCUAGGACAAUACUCAGCCAAGCCAUGCCGUGCGAUAUUGGACCCUGUGAGAAACCAGCUGGAAACCGAACUAACAAUGCAACAAAUUUUGAUUGGUUUUUCGUCGAUAUAACACGAGGUGAUUGCCGUGUGACGUCAUGGGGUAGUUGGUCACCGUGUUCGGCGAAAUGUGGGCGUGGGCAUCGCCUACGUACUCGAUUGUACAUCGCGCAGGACGAUAAAGUGCAACGAGAAAUGUCGAGAAGGCUAUUGGCGCAGUGGAAUCGAAGAUUUGCUCAGUUCCAAGCCAUUGAGUAUCCAAUAGAAAAUAUGACGCAUGAUGACACGGCUGUAGAGAGUGCCGUUCAGGAGCACAUGGAGCGGUGUCAGUUCACGCUGACGCAGCAAGAGGCGUUAUGUGACGGAGAGGAUAUCAGCUGUAUAAACACCACCGUGUCACAUGAAGUGUGCAAACUGCCUAUGUCAGUGGGACAUUGUCGUGGCUAUGAAGAGCGCUGGUUCUACGAAUGGGCACGGGGCGUAUGCGAGCCCUUCGGCUUUAGCGGCUGCGGCGGGAACGGGAACAAUUUCCGUACCAGGGACCACUGCUUGCAAGCUUGCAGGACCUUGGUUAACGUGACCACUAACAACGAGACUAAAUUGAAACUCAACGAGUCAACUCAAUCGAGACUUAACGAGUUUAAUGAAAAAAAGCUAAAGCCUACUCCAUCUCACCAAGACAAUGAAGUGAUACAAAAUGAUAUCCCAUCACUAUAUGUGGAAGAAAAUUGCGAGGUGGGACCUUGGCUAGGGUGGACCGCAUGUACGGGAGACUGCGAGUUCGCAAUAAAGCUCAACUAUAGGCUUAUUCUGAAUGCUGUGGCCGGCGAGGGCAAGGACUGUCGGCGAUUGAUCAAGAGCCGCCCCUGCAAACCGUCCCAAUGCCGUAAAAUAAAUACAACUGACGUCGUCCAGCAUAUGAAUGAUUAUGAAGAUUAA